AUGAUGCUCAAUUCAGACCAGACGGAAAUCGACAUGCCCCCGUCUCACUCAGAGACAGAGUCAGUUUUUAGCGACUGUGGUGGGGGCGGUGGCCGUGGGGCCGGAGUGGAGGAGGCCGGCAGCAUCGGCUUGUGUGCCCAGUCCCGGCUAGCUGAGCCGGGUGAGGCUCUGAAAAAGGACCUGCAGCACUUGAGCCGAGAGGAGCGUCGGCGUCGGCGGCGUGCCACGGCUAAGUACCGGACAGCCCACGCCACGCGGGAGCGCAUCCGCGUCGAGGCUUUCAACAUGGCCUUCGCCGAGCUGCGAAAACUGCUGCCCACCCUGCCCCCUGACAAGAAGCUCUCCAAGAUCGAGAUCCUCAGGUUGGCCAUCUGCUACAUCUCCUACCUGAACCACGUGCUGGACGUCUGAGCCACCGAGCUCACGUCCAUCUGUCCGUCUGUCUGCUACAUCUCCUACCUGAACCACGUGCUGGACGUCUGAGCCACCGAGCUCACGUCCAUCUGUCUGUCUGUCUGCUACAUCUCCUACCUGAACCACGUGCUGGACAUCUGAGCCACCGAGCCCACAUCCGUCUGUCUGUCUGUCUGCUACAUCUCCUACCUGAACCUUGUGCUGGACAUCUGAGCCACCGAGCCCACGUCCAUCUGUCCGUCUGUCUACUACAUCUCCUACCUGAACCACGUGCUGGACGUCUGAGCC
Messenger RNA from Mauremys mutica (yellowpond turtle), 702 nucleotides. It is a transcript of the gene NHLH1, whose product is annotated as nescient helix-loop-helix 1. Gene Ontology annotation, biological process: regulation of transcription by RNA polymerase II. The record is from RefSeq and is a predicted model, not a curated record. The transcript has a single exon. NCBI's taxonomy places the organism in Eukaryota, Metazoa, Chordata, Testudines, Geoemydidae. The coding region runs from base 1 to 411 and encodes 136 amino acids. Gene Ontology annotation, molecular function: DNA-binding transcription factor activity, RNA polymerase II-specific; RNA polymerase II cis-regulatory region sequence-specific DNA binding; protein dimerization activity.